Messenger RNA from Stomoxys calcitrans (stable fly), 917 nucleotides. RefSeq lists its product as uncharacterized. The coding region runs from base 79 to 852 and encodes 257 amino acids. Lineage: Eukaryota; Metazoa; Arthropoda; Insecta; Diptera; Muscidae. The record is from RefSeq and is a predicted model, not a curated record. The transcript has 2 exons.
GGAAAAAGUUUUUCCCAAAAAGUUUUAUGUCAGUCUUUUGAAAAAUUUUAAAUCUCUCUAGAAAUUUUUACCAUAAAAAUGAGGGAUUUCCGCAACGGUUUAAAUGAUUUUCGUGAAUUAGAAGAAAAUGAGCCAGCUACUCCUUACAGCAGCCGUUCUACCCCAUAUAACAGAAAUUUUACUCCAUACAUUCACGCUUCCUCUAAGAGUCUCUCUGGUCAUAUAUCUCAACAAACUCUUGUGGGCUAUAAUGGUCACUAUGAGGGUGACAACAGCAUGUUUGAUGAAAAAUCCUCUCUGGCAUUGGAUACCUCAUAUGAGGAGGACAGCGACAAUAGCAUCAAUAAUGCUACAAAGUCUGAUGGCUAUAAUGCCAAUUUAGAUGUGAAUGAAUCUCCCCGAAUGGAAGAGAAAUCACCCAGGACUCUAUUGCAAGAAAGUCAAGUUUGGAAUGUAAUGACCAUCUAUGUGCUACGAUUUUUGCCCCCACAAAUAAUGGAAAUAAUGACCAAAUUCAUAAUCCUAGUUUAUAACAGUGCUCGUAAAGGAUUUCUUUACAAAGCUUGCAAAUUCCUACGAACUAUGAUCGUUUGGUUAUACCAUCUGCUGGCUGUCAUUGCUACAAAAAUCGGCAGCGUUUCCUUGUGGAUAUUCCGUAUUCACUAUGCCUGCCGCUGUCUUUUGUGGUCAUUGACUUGGACAAAACAUGGAGAUUUGAUAUUUUUCCUACAGAUCUUGUGGCGUACCCCAUUAGUGUGUUUUAUGGCUGCUGUGGGCCUUUUACUAUGGCUAUAUGACUCAGUGAAGCAACUGCUAAUAGCAGCUACAGCCAAUCUACUAAAGGCCAUUUAAAUUCCUGUGGGUGUUUACGUUAUUUUUUGUCUUCCUGUUGUGUUUAAAUAAAUUUGUACACCCUA